Molecule: messenger RNA, 412 nt
Organism: Apis florea (little honeybee)
Lineage: Eukaryota; Metazoa; Arthropoda; Insecta; Hymenoptera; Apidae
Source: RefSeq, a predicted model, not a curated record
AUUCUUAUAUAUUUUCCAUUUAUUUCAAUUUUUUAAAAUAAUAAUAAAAAUAUAUUUAAAUUAUAGUGUUCUAUAUUUUGUUACAGUUUCCAUUUCUUCAUAUUUGAUGGCUAUUUUGCAAAGAUAUUCUAUAGAUCAUGGUAGUAUUGAUGAGUGCAGAUUUUUGCAUCUAUUCAGAUCAAUGUGGAAUCAAUGUGGAAUCAAUAAAGGAUUUUUAUAUUCAUAUCAUCUUCUGAUUUUAUUGAGAUUUUGGAAACGAGACAAUGCAAAGGGAAAUAUGGAGAACGGGACGGACCUUUGGCGGAUCGUUCGAUACGAAAGAGGAAACGACGUCGUUCGUAUUUACAACGAUUCCCCGCCGCGCCCCGUAUUCAGCGCCAACCUUCGAUACCUGGCCUCGUAUCCGGGGUAA